AUGAACUUGCUGUAUUGUGGACUAGAUGCUAAUGAAUUCAACCGUGUGUCUACAUGCAAAAGUGCCAAGGAGAUAUGGGAUAAGCUCGUAGUCACAUAUGAAGGAACAAGCCAAGUCAAGGAGACCAAAAUCAGCAUUUUCCUUCGACAAUAUGAACUUUUUAAAAUGCUUUCAAAUGAAUCUAUUAAAGAAAUGUUUACUAGAUUCACUCAAAUUAUUAACAAUCUUGAUUCUCUUGGCAGGUUUUUCUCAAAUGAAGAAAAAGUGAGAAAGAUCCUUCGAUGUCUUCCAAAAGCAAAGUGGGGUCCUAAAGUUACAGCAAUGGAAGAAGCUCAAGAUCUAAGAACCCUUCCUCUUGAUGAUCUAUUGGGAAAAUUAAUUACCCAUGAAAUGUCCUUUGAUGAAGAAGAUGGAGAGCCUGCCUCAUCCACAAAGGGGCUAGCUCUCAAAGCCAAGAAAGAAGAAGAGAUAGAGGAAGAUUCCGAUGAAGAUGAUGAUGAAGACCCCUUUGCUCUUCUCUCAAGGAGUCUUACCAAAAUCCUCAAAAUGAAGAAGAAGUUCUCAAAAGAAAGAAAUCAUGGAAAAUCUGAUCGAUACAGCAAUCACCAAGAAAAGCCUAAGGGAAAGACAUACAACAAACUCAAUACCUUGAAAUGCUAUGAAUGUGGUGAAGAAGAUCACCUUGUACGAGAUUGUCCUCAAAGAAAGAAGUCUAAGCCCUACAAAAAGGAAUUCAAGAAAAAGGCUAUGGUGGCAUCUUGGAGCGAUUCUGACUCAAGUGAUUCAGACGAUGAUGAUCAAGCCAACCUAUGUCUAAUGGCAAAAAAAGACACUUCUAAAGAGGAACAUCUUCAGGUAAUUGUAAAUAAUCUCAUGUCUAGUCCUUCAAAUAUUCUUUCUGAAUUCUUGCAUAAUAUGAUUAUCAAUGAGGAAAGCUUGAUUCAAGAGUCAAAAAUUUUGAAAGAAAAACUCAGUACGCAAGUUGAAACUACUGAGAAUUUAAUCAAAGAAGUUUCUGUUUUAAAAGAAGCUUAUACAGCUCUCGAAAACAAGGUCAAAGUGUCUGAAACUCAGAUCAAGGCCUUGAAAACCGAGAACAGUACUUUGAAACAAAAACUCACUUCUCUAAAUUACUGUAAUUAUAGUCUUGAAAACGAGAAGAAAAGUCUUUUUGAAAAGUGUUCAAAUCAGCAAAGUCUUUUAAAUAAACUUUCAAAUUCUGAAAAUGAUUUUAACAAAAUUUUGGACAAAGCACGAGGAUCCAGAGACAAAACUGGACUUGGUUUUAACAAAUAUCUUGACAAAAAGAAACCUACUGUUUUUGUUAAAGCCAAAGGAAGUUUUAAUGGUCCUACCUAUUUUUAUUGUUGCAAAAAAGGUCAUACCAAGCUUACCUGUCCUUUCAAAACGAAAUAUCCUCAUAUUAUCAAACAUUCAUUUCCUUAUUUUACUCGAGACCAAAUUAAGCAAAUCUGGGAGAGCUUGAAAAAGAAAGAUUAUAGAUGGAUUUUAGAUAGUGGAUGUUCUCGGCACAUGAGUGGAAAUUCUGCUUUAUUCUCUAAGGUUGAAACUAAUCUAUGUGGAACAAUAACCCUUGGAGACAAAAAGAAGUGCAAUAUCGUUGGCAUUGGCAAAAUUGGAGGCAACGAGAGUUUAGUGCGUGGCUUGCCUGAAUUAAAUUUCAAAGAAAAAGGGUUGUGCAAACCAUGUGCUCGAGGUAAACAGGUUAAAGGUUCUUUUAAGACCAAAAAGGUUGUAAGUACCUCUAAACCCCUUGAACUUUUACAUAUUGAUUUAUGUGGUCCUAUGCGUGUCAAAACCCCAAAAGGAAAACAGUAUAUCCUUGUGGUUGUUGAUGACUAUUCUCGUUUUACUUGGGUUUCAUUUUUAAGAGAAAAAUCAGAAGCUUUGUUGGAGUUUUCAAAAAUUUGCAAAGAAGUUCAAAUUGAGAAAAACCUACAUGUGGUAGCUGUGAGAAGCGACCAUGGUAGAGAAUUUGAUCAAAUUAAUUUUGAAAAGUUUUGUACUAAAUAUGGUAUUUCUCACAACUUUUCAGCUCCAAGGACACCUCAACAAAAUGGGGUUGUGGAACGCAAGAACCGCACCCUUGAGGAUCUGUCCAGGACCAUGCUUUUGGAAAAUGCUUUACCAAAAUAUUUUUGGGCAGAAGCUGUUAACACAGCUAACUAUGUUUCAAAUCGUUGUUUAAUUCGCCCUAUUUUAAAGAAAACUCCAUAUGAGCUUUUCAAAGGAAGGAAACUCAAUAUAGCUUAUCUAAAACCAUUUGGAUGUACUUGCUUUGCUCAUAAUAAUGGCAAAGAUAACCUUGGGAAAUUUGAUGCACGUAGUGAUGAAGCUAUUUUCUUGGGAUACUCUUUUGUUUCUAAAGCAUAUAGAGUCUUUAACAAGCGAACUAAGCUUGUUGAAGAAAGCAUACAUGUUAUUUUUGACGAAUCCGAAAAGGAUACUUUGAGUGAAAGUUUUACAGGUCUAAGGCUGAACAGAUACAAGGAACCAGAAACAGAUGAUGAAAGUGAUAAAGAAGCAGCAGAAGCUCCAGCAAUGCGCCCUACCCAGAACAUCCAAGAACGCGUUCAAACCAUAGAAGAAUUAAAUCAAUCCUCUGUUUCUCCUCCUCAAAGCCCUGAAAGCUUAUCUCAAGACCUUGAACCUGAACCUGAAUCGAGCCAAAAUUCAUCUCAUGGUCUUGAAACAGUACUCCAAGAACCUCCUGCUACCCCCUUACUAAUGCGCAGAAAAUUCAAACAUGCCUCAUCUCAUCCUCUUGAUAAAAUCAUUUCUGACCCAAAAUCUGGAAUCCAAACCAGAGCAAACUUAAAGUCUCUUUGUGCCUUUCAUGCCUUUGUUUCCCUUGUUGAACCGAAAAAUGUCAAAGAAGCCUUACAUGAACCGGAUUAG
Messenger RNA from Chenopodium quinoa (quinoa), 2919 nucleotides. RefSeq lists its product as uncharacterized. Gene Ontology annotation, biological process: DNA integration. Gene Ontology annotation, molecular function: zinc ion binding; nucleic acid binding. The record is from RefSeq and is a predicted model, not a curated record. Bases 1 to 2919 code for a protein of 972 amino acids. Lineage: Eukaryota; Viridiplantae; Streptophyta; Magnoliopsida; Caryophyllales; Amaranthaceae. The transcript has 2 exons.